UUUGGCCCACCCUGAUCCCUAGAGACAGGUGCAGGACUGCAAUCGGAGCCACGGACUAAGAAGAGCCAUUUCUCACCGGAGGUGCGCACAGAAAGGACGUUCUGGCUGCUCGGUCCAUGUAGCGGGGAGAACGAGAACAAUGAGGUUGAGGAGCGACUCCGUUGGCCUACCGGAUGUGUGAAGGCGAGACCAGUCUUUGAAGGUGGAGUUGCGCAAGAACCGAACCUGAUCGUUAUCCCGAUACGUCAAGGAGUUUCACAUCCGUCGGGUGUGAAACUCCGCUCCCGUCAAGUUUGGACGCCUCCAGGCGAAGUCAAACGCAAACUCGGAUGUCGGUGCUGCAAAGAUUAGCAGGCAGGCUUUUCCACCACGCCGGUCCCUGUCUCGGUGAUCUGGACGCUGGCGAGGGCAAUCGACACCGCUCCCGGGAUGACCCGCAAGCCUUCGUCUCUAGUGAGUGGCUCGGUUUAGAGAGCAUGCUUGUAGAGGUGGAGUCCGACGCUCUGCCGAGGCGACUCGCGAUCGGGUGGGACGGCGGGAGGAGGAGCCGAACAAGAGUGAAGGAGUUUCUCGCCAAAGCCAAAGAAGAUUUCCUUAAGAAAUGGGAGAAUCCGGCACAGAACACCGCGUCUCUGGACCAGUUUGAGAGGCUGAAGACGCUGGGCACGGGCUCCUUCGGUCGAGUCAUGCUGGUCAAGCACAAAGAAUCGGGACAGCACUUCGCCAUGAAGAUCCUCGACAAACAGAAGGUGGUCAAGCUGAAACAGAUAGAACACACACUGAACGAGAAACGCAUCCUGCAGGCUGUUAGCUUCCCCUUCCUCGUCCGGCUGGAGCACUCCUUCAAGGACAACACUAACCUGUAUAUGGUGAUGGAGUAUGUUCCAGGAGGGGAGAUGUUCUCUCAUCUGAGGAGAAUCGGCAGGUUCAGUGAGCCUCACGCUCGCUUUUACGCCGCGCAGAUAGUCCUGACGUUUGAAUACCUUCACUCGCUCGACCUCAUUUACCGAGAUCUUAAGCCUGAGAACCUGCUCAUCGAUCAGCAGGGCUAUAUACAGGUUACAGAUUUUGGCUUUGCCAAGCGUGUAAAGGGCCGGACCUGGACACUGUGCGGAACUCCAGAGUACCUGGCUCCAGAAAUUAUCCUCAGUAAAGGCUACAAUAAAGCGGUGGACUGGUGGGCUCUGGGCGUGCUGAUUUACGAGAUGGCUGCCGGAUAUCCCCCGUUCUUCGCUGACCAGCCCAUUCAGAUCUACGAGAAGAUCGUCUCAGGCAAGGUGCGCUUCCCCUCCCACUUCAGCUCAGACCUGAAGGACCUGCUGAGGAACCUGCUCCAGGUGGACCUGACCAAGCGCUUCGGCAACCUCAAGAACGGCGUCAACGACAUCAAGGGUCACAAGUGGUUCGCCACCACCGACUGGAUCGCCAUCUAUCAGAGGAAGGUCGAGGCCCCCUUCAUCCCGAAGUGCAAAGGUCCGGGCGACACCAGCAACUUCGACGACUACGAGGAAGAGGAAAUCCGGGUGUCCUUCUCGGAAAAAUGCGCAAAGGAGUUUGCAGAGUUCUAGAUCCAGCCUGGAGAGGCGGAGGGAGAGAGCGACGGAGCGAUGUGGAGGGCGGGGCAGCAGAGAGAGAGAUGAAGAUAAAGAUAGAGUGAAUGAGAGAGAGAGAGAGAGAGAUGAUGAUGAUGAUGAUGAUGGACUGGACUUGAGUCUGUAUUCAGUAAACAACAAGAACAACACCAAUGUAGAGCCCCCCUUCUUCUGUAUACACACACACACACACACACACACACACACACACACACACACACUAUUAUACACACACACACACAAAAGAGAGAGGAGGAGGCGGGGUUUAAAAAAAAUGUCCCAAGAAAGUCAGCAGUGUUGCCUUUCGAGAUCGUUCAUCACUUAUUGUUCUUCUUAGUUAUAAUUAUUAUAUUUGUCCAUUUUCAUCUCCUUUCAGAGUCGUAAUGAGGGUCAUCUGGGUCGAGGGGUGGUCGGUUCUUUGUGUUUCUCUCUCUCUCUCUCUCUCUCUCUCUCUCUCUCUCUCACACACACACACACACACACACACACACACACACACACACACACACACACACACACACACACACACACACACAGAGCUUCAUCCCUGGUACUGAAUCAAAGUGCGUCCAUCAUAGCAGUUUUUUUUGUUUGUUUUUUUUUUUUUUACACGUCUCUUUCUUUCUUUCACACAUACACACACACACACACACACUCUGCUCUGUUGUCUUGCUUCCCUGUUUUGAAUUUUUUUUUAAUUUUAUUUUUAUUUACCCUUUUGCAUCUUCCCAUCCCAAAUCUGUCCGAGCAACGCCGAGACGGCGAGCAGGUGUUUUGCUGGAGUUGAAGGGAGCCAUUUUUUUCCCCCUCCCCAUAGUGUGGAAAUCGUCACAGAAUCCUCGUUCUUGUUCUCCGAGCCGGGUUCAGGAAGUGUCCUCCUGCUUGCCCGGCCCUCAUUUACAUCUAAUACGUCUUAACCCCAAGUGAGGGGUGAAUACGCCCUAGGGUACCACCUGGUUGGUCAGAGUCAGCUGUUUGGAGUCAUUACUGAGUAGUUAUUAGUGAUGAAAGUCCUCUGGAUAACCAAGAAGUUGUCACUGGUUUCGAGCUAUAACGAGUAACGUCUUGAAGGAUUCGUCCUUUUUUUUUUUUUUUUUUUUUUUAAAGCCCUCAAGCUGACAGAGUUCCCCUUCUCUGCUGAAACUUUGCUGUAUAAAAGGGGCGGAGCUUUAGCGGUUUUGUCCGAGCUGGCUGCUUUGCUGAUUUCUGAGCCGGAAACGAUGUGAGCUAGACGGAUAUCACUACGUCGUCUGAAACGAUCGGACUGUAAUAUAAUCUAAUCUACGUAUCAUGUUUAAAAAAACCAGGAUUUUCUGAGCAGCGCUCUUUCACACGGAAGCAGUUUGCCCUCUUCCACAUACUGGAGCACACCGAUGCUCGUGAUUGGUUUGUGUCUCUGUGAUUGACAGAACAGAGAGUGAGAGUAUGCCCGUCCCACCCAGACACAGAGAGAGAGAGAGAGAGAGAGAGAGAGAGAGAGAGAGUAUGCCCGUCCCACCCAGAGAGUGAGGGGGAGAGCGAGAGAGAGAGAGAGAGAGAGUAUGCCCGUCCCACCCAGACAGAGAGAGAGACAGACCGAGAGAGAGAGAGUAUGCCCGUCCCACCCAGACAGAGAGAGAGACAGACCGAGAGAGAGAGAGAGAGUAUGCCCGUCCCACCCAGACAGAGAGAGACAGACCGAGAGAGAGAGAGUAUGCCCGUCCCACCCAGACAGAGAGAGAGCUUGUCUAGCUUUUGAGUCUCUCGCUCCCAGCCGCUGAUGGCUGCGUCAUUGUCGAGAUUCGAACUCCCACUUUCGAAUGGGAUGCGAAAGAACUCGCUCCGGAGUGAAGAGAGAAACGGCGUGUCAUUUUUGUCUCGUUUGUACGUGUUGCAUAGUUUUUCUGCUUCAUAAGCCUCAUGAUUCAAAUAACGACUUCUGGUUGAGGGUACAAAAAAAGCAAAGUCGCAAGGGUGGGUGGGUGUGUGUGUGUGUGUGUGUGUGUGGAGGACGGACCUUCAGCGAGAGUUCUUCGUCUUAAACCCGAGAGAUGAUCUAAACGGGUCUCCGUGACGCUCCGACACGCGCAGCUGGUUUUAAUCUCUGCCUCGAUUCGUUUUGCGUCGGCCGGUUCGGAUUCUCACCGUCGCAUCCAGGAUGGUCACCUUAUUCGUUUGUUUGUUUGUUUGUUUGUUUGUUUUUUUAAACACACAAGUCUACAAAAGAACGUCUGAGGAAAAGCUCUGUAGCGUUUUCUCGGUUCUGCCGCACGUGAGCCGAUCGUGGUUCUCGAUGAAGUAGUUCGCUUGUGCAGCAUCGCCAGCUGUAGGUUUUAGAGCGCUUCCUUCAAGGAAAUAAACAAACCGCUUCAGAUCGUUUCGUUGUCAAUUCCACUUUAUUUAACCACCUCAGUUUUGUGUUUUGUUUUUCCCCCCGCCUAGAAUGUUCUUCUUCCCUUCCUUCCUUCUUUCUUUCAUUGUUUAUUUUUGUUUGUUUGUUUUAAAUGCCAUAAAAUGGAUGUCCAUAUGAGAAACGGCUCCACUGCUAUGCUUUGUAUACUCGCGUGCUGGAAAUAAAAACGGACGCUCGUUGACGUGCGCGUGGCGGCGUUUCUAUCCGCGCUCGGGCCGCGGGGAUAAUACUUCGGAUUUUCACGAGGCAGAGGCCGUACCCCGCCUGAGCCGACGUUCCCUGAAGUAAAACCGAUCCAGGAUCGGUUCUGGGGCCGUUCGUAUCCCGACGCGGUUUGUGGAAAGUUCCGGAGCUGGUCCGAGAUAUCCGGGGGUGGCGUUUCCGCACACGUGAUGAAGAAAAGCAGCGUUUUCCAGCAUCCAAAGAUCUAAACGCGUCUCCGACCGCACCGCUAACAAGAGCGAGAAUACGCAAACGAGCGACCGUUUAGCGCGGUUCUCCCGGCGCACUCGCCCUCUCUGGGUCCUCUUCGUUCUCUCGCAACGGAACGGAAAAUCCGACGGUAAAACACGCUCGGUCACACGCCUCUCCAUCUCCUCCUCUCCUCCUCCUCACCUUCAUCACAUCAUCAACCGGCUUCUCGCGCAUCGAGUCCACGCGUCAGUUUGCCUUCGUACACGUCCGCGUCCCGACACUCUUCUAGUUCCUUUUUAAAAUCACAGCCAUGAAAAGAGAAGAGAAUAAAUAAAUAAACACCACCACCAUUUGUUGAUUUUUACUUUUUUCUUUAUUUUCUUUAUUUGGUCAUAUUUUCUAAGUGUAUUUUCAAUAACGAGAAACUCUUUUCCUCCCGACGCGGGUAUGGUGAUGGUGUGGUCUAAUUGUACCUUUUUUCGGGAAACAAUACUGUAUAUUCUUCUGCCUUUAACAGUCUUAAUUAUUUUACCUUCUGGAGAACUUGAUGGAAGAACAACCCUGUAAGACACAUGGAGUAUGUUUAAAAAAAAAAAAAAAAAAUUAAAAAAAAAAAUUAAAAAUGAAAAAAAAUUAAAAAGCCAAAAAAAUAAUAAUUAAAAAAAAAUACACAGAAUAAUAUUUUGCAACAUGUAUCAUUCCAAUAAAGUUUUAAUUGUUAAAAUGA
Molecule: messenger RNA, 5125 nt
Organism: Ictalurus punctatus (channel catfish)
Lineage: Eukaryota; Metazoa; Chordata; Actinopteri; Siluriformes; Ictaluridae
Gene: prkacaa
Product: protein kinase, cAMP-dependent, catalytic, alpha, genome duplicate a
Exons: 10
Coding region: 330-1568 (412 amino acids)
Biological process (GO): peptidyl-serine phosphorylation
Cellular component (GO): nucleus; cAMP-dependent protein kinase complex
Molecular function (GO): ATP binding; protein kinase A regulatory subunit binding; cAMP-dependent protein kinase activity
Source: RefSeq, a predicted model, not a curated record